Messenger RNA from Mesitornis unicolor (brown roatelo), 1089 nucleotides. It is a transcript of the gene GKAP1, whose product is annotated as G kinase anchoring protein 1. Gene Ontology annotation, cellular component: Golgi apparatus. Lineage: Eukaryota; Metazoa; Chordata; Aves; Mesitornithiformes; Mesitornithidae. The record is from RefSeq and is a predicted model, not a curated record. The transcript has 11 exons. Gene Ontology annotation, biological process: signal transduction.
AUGGCAUCUGCUGUAAUCAGUUCAGUUUCUACCACUGCAUCUCGUUUUGCUUUACUACAAGUUGAAAGCGAUACUGAUUCAGAACCUCGAAAAGGAAGAAGUGGCCAAGGUGCCAGUAAAUCUCAGGCUUCAGGUGGAAGAUCAUCUACAAACGAGAAAAAAAGAAAGAAAAGGAGAAAAAAGAAAGAACAGCAGCAAAUUGAGGCCAGUGAGCUCAGAAACAUUGCUUUUAAAAAGAUUCCUCAGAAAUCCUCAUAUGGAGGCUGUCUAUCUCAACAUAAACAAAAACUGCACACUGCAGUGCAGAAGGGCUCUCAGGAAGAAAACUGGCAGAAGUGGAGACAAAGAGAUGAACAGCUGACGUCUGACUUGUUUGAAGCUGAUCUUGAGAAAGCAUUGCUGCUAAGCAAACUGGAAUAUGAAGAGCACAAAAAGGAAUGUGAAAAUGUUGAAAGUACUUCACCCCAGUCAAAGUCUGUGAAUAAGAAAAAGAAUCAGCAAGGAAAAGACAAGCCUCUCACUGUGCCUCUGAAAGACUUUCAGUCAGACAAUAACCUUGCUAAAAAGCAUGAGGAACUGAACUCUUCCCAGUCUUCGUUGCAUGAUGGAGGAUUUUUCAACAGGCUGGAAGAUGGUGUUCACAGAAUACUUGAAAGAGAGAAAAGGAGAGUCCAGCUUGCUGAUUACAGUGAAACAGACAAAUGUACAUCUCAAGAACAGAACCAGGAGAGUGCUUUGAAAGAUGGAAAAACAGAACAACUAGAGCUUGAGCUUGAAAAGAAAGUUGCAGAAAUUGAGCAACUGAAAACCAGAAUAACUCAGUGGGAGGCAAAGUAUAAAGAAGUAAAAGCAAGAAAUGCACAGCUUCUGAAGAUGAUGCAAGAAGGUAAAAUGAAAGACAAAGCAGAAAUACUCCUACAGGUUGAUGAAUCUCAAGUUACCAAAAAUGAAUUGACUGUACAGGUAAGUAAUUUUACUUCAUUAUAAUAGCAAGAAAGUUCCAAAGUGAAACUACUGCAGGUAGAAUUAAAAAAAUACCAGAGUGGGAAAAAAGGGAAGAGGCACUUAGAAUCUGACUAGUGCAGGUGA